AGAGUUUGUCAUGCCUAUCCUGAAUGACUUCAACGUGAUGUUUCAGGCUGGUGAGUCCAUGAUUGGUUACUUACACACAGAAAUGGUGAGACUUCUUCGCAAGAUGAUGGUUAAAUUUGUCACUACUAGGACCAUUACAGCACAGUCAGACAUCACAAAGGUAGACUUCAGGUGUAAAGACAACCAACAUGACAAAACCAGAAUUGCAGUUGGUAUGAAAGUUAGAGAGUUCCUAAGUGACAAUGAUGACCUAGCACCACAGACAGUCAGCAACUUUUUCAGUACAGUCAGGGAGUUCUAUUGCACCAUGACUGAAACCAUGAUAAAGAAGUUCCCAUUCCAAGACAAGGUUCUCAGAUGCAUCAGCUUUCUGAAUCCACUCAGCAAAGACAAGUUAUCUCCAGAUGAAGUUGUCAGCUUGUCUGAUAGAUUCCUCACCUACACCCAUCAAAAGACCAGUCAACUAGAAGAUGAAGCUGCUGAGUAUAUUCUUACUCCUCUGUCUGACCUACCAGCAUUUGAUCAAGACAAGCCUUCACUCAACCAGUUCUGGACCUCUAUUGGCAACCUGAAGCUACCAAGUGGUAAGCAACAGUUUCAUCACCUGUUUGCACUCAGCAAAGUUGUUCUAGCCCUGCCACACUCCAAUGCUGACACAGAAAGAACUUUUUCCAUGCUUAAGAAGAUCCAGUCUGACCCAAGAGACAACCUAGCUGAUAAGACCAUCCACAGUCUACUUAGUGUAAAGAUAAACAACCCAACAGACUGUCAUCAGUAUAAACCAGAACCAGAACUUGUUAAAGCAGCAAAGUCAGCUUGUGCCUUAUACAAACAGUCUCUUUCUUAAAUUGUGUUUGAACAAUGAUUAGUGCUCUUGUAAAUGUAAAAACUGUGCUAUGAUUAUUUAAAUUAUGAUCUCUUAUGACAUUUAAACAAGUUUGCUUGAACUAUUGCUUAAUCUAGUUUUUUUUCCAAUUUAGUGCUUUAGUAUAAACAUUAUAAGGAACAUUCAACAUAGUGACUAUUGUUUGAAAU
Molecule: messenger RNA, 1035 nt
Organism: Mytilus trossulus (common blue mussel)
Lineage: Eukaryota; Metazoa; Mollusca; Bivalvia; Mytilida; Mytilidae
Exons: 4
Coding region: 11-847 (278 amino acids)
Molecular function (GO): protein dimerization activity
Source: RefSeq, a predicted model, not a curated record